CUCUCUCUCUCUCUCACUCACUCACUCACUUACUCAUUCACUCCCAGCAAUUGCCGACCGCCUUCUUCCAAGUGUCGCUUCCCGCUAUGGACGCGCUCAAAUCGGCCGGCAGAGCGAUCAUCAAGAGCCCGGGUGUGCCCCGGCACACGUGGAGCACCGCCAGGCACGAAAAGCUUCCAGAGAACUGGACAGAUACCAAGGAAACCCUACUGGAAGGGAUGGUGUUCAAUGUGAAAUACCUUGGGAUGACGCUGGUGGAGCAACCAAAAGGUGAAGAGAUGGCAUCAGCUGCAAUCAGGAGGAUAGUGUCAACGGCAAGAGCCAGUGCCAAAAAGUUCCGGAAAGUGACCUUAACAGUGUCUCCAAAGGGGAUAAUCCAAACUGACACAGAAACGAACGAUCUCAUUGAAAACGUCUCAAUAUACAGGAUUUCAUACUGCACCGCCGACAAGGCUCAAGAUAAAGUGUUUGCUUAUGUUGCUCAGAGCCAGUCUAAUGAGACCCUGGAGUGCCAUGCUUUUCUGUGCCCCAAAAAAAAGAUUGCCCAGGCGGUGACACUGACAGUAGCCCAGGCAUUCAAGGUGGCCCUGGACCUUUGGGAGAUGGCACAGCACGACAAAAGCAAGAAAGCCCAUACUUGCUGUACCUGCAUGGAAUCAAAACCCAGCAUUUCAACAAAUAUGUGCACCUCAGAAGGAGACACAGAGUUGAGCAUCGAAGAAAAGCCGAGUGCCAUGCUGUUCUCAUCCUCUGACAGGGAAGCCUCAUCGCGGCACAACAGCCCCGUCCAUAAGCUGCUUGUCAGACACGACUCAUCGGAUGCAGAUGAUGCGUUGGAUGAAGCCUUUUCCAGAUUUGCAAAGUCCCGAACUAAAGCACGGUCCUCAAACACAGAAGUGAAGGCCAGCUCACCGGGGCAGAGACCUCUCCUGGGGGCUUCACCCCUAGCCACCAGAAAGUGUGAUCUUCCAAGACCUGAAGAGAAGGGAAACGAUCCCAUAAUUUCCUCAUGUACUGUAAAAUGAAUACCAGACUGAUGUGUGUGUGUGUGUCCAUCUAGAGUGACCAGUGGCACCUGCAGCCCCCUAAAAUGUCUGACAAAGUGCACUACAUGAAGGUCUUUAUCUUCUGGUAGUUUCACGUUCCCAAAUGUUAAUUUCAAGGACAGCAAUAAUGAUGGCUACUUUUUAUUAAUUCUGAGAAACUGAUCUUCACAUCCUUUAGAUGCACAACAAUGAUGUUAGAACUUCCAGCCCACAUUAGAGGGGGAAACACUGGUCACAAUCCAGUGUUAUGGACUUUUUGAAUUUACCAUAACAUAUUGAACACAUCCACAACGUACUUAGUGUUUAUUGAAGUUCAGCAGUGCCCAACUUGGCAAUUUGCAUGGUUGGCAGCGAACUGAUGACUCCUGACUCAUCACUCCAUGUUCUAAGCAAGGUAAACUUCUAAUUCAAUGUUAUUUAUCACUCAGUCUUUCACUGAAUACUCUGAAACUUCCACCUUUGCUAUUUCUAAUCCACUAAUUGUCCACUCUCUACACCUUUGGCCGACUCUUUAGACCUUCGUUGAGUCCUUUCAAGUGUAAAAGAAUGAGUCUGAACACACUGGAAAGAUUUGGGACAGCCACCCGUAUAUUGUCCCUGGCUGCAAAAGGUUUUGAAAUAAGCACUGAUGUGCAUGGGUUGAGUUCCAGACUGAACUGAAUUAGUAGUGGAAGUGAUGGAGGCUUUAAAGGGUGAAACUGGAAGUGAGGCUGGAAUCGGACGUGAUGUCUUUCUUUGUGCCGGAACUGGAAGUGAUGUCAUUCUUAAUGCCGGACCCGGUAGUGAUGUUAUUCUUGGCAGAACCAGAAGUGAUGUUGUUAUUAAAUCAGGUAGGGUUUCUUGUAUUUGGCCUGCAGAGACAACAGAAAAAGAUCUAGCGCACCCCGCCACCCCCUGGCCUGUCAGAUAAUUAUCUCCACUUGGUCCACUUCCUCCUAAUCACACAUGUGUGACACAAGGCAUCUUGCAGGUGUAUGGUGGCUCCAAAUGCUUCCGUAACAAAGAGGAUCUACCAUUUUCAGGACCAUAUUAACAUGGUAUUAAACGUUAAAACUUUCUACUUUGUUUAAAGGGAAAUCUAAUCAUGUGGCUGAAAAGAGAGGACACCCCACCCUCCAUGAAGUCUUCUGCACUUCCAUUUGUCUGCUACCUACUCCAUCUUGUCUUGGACACCAGCAGAUGUUUGGAUAUAAUAAUUGGGGAGAUUCCAUUUGUUGAAUUUUCCAGCUAGGCUGUCUCCUUGGCUUUGAAGAAGAACAGCCAAAGAAGUCACCUCUACAUUGAGUGCCUCCAUUAACCAAUGCUUGUUGUGAUUUGUCAUUUGGAAGAGUGGAAUGUCCAAGUGGACAAUAUGAGUAGUUAACCACCGGGAAGUCUUUGAGAAGGUUAAUUCAACAGAGUAGUCGGAAAGGAAGUCCAGAGCCAAUUCGUGAUGAAAGAAGAUGGCCAAAAGUGGAGAAACAAAGCAAAAUCAAUAUACUUCAUAACAACAUUGGUUUUCAAGUCCAUUUUGUCUCUUAAAUGCUACAUAUUUCCCUUAAUUUUUGGUCAAAAAUUCCAAUAUCAAUCCACGGAUGCCUCCAUCUUCUGUAAAGAUGACAACACGAAUCACACCCACAUGACCGGAGAUGGGCUUUGCAACUAACAUGGUGGACCCAUAAAAAGCAGCACACAAAAUGGUGGUGCAAUGACAUCACUAAAAAUAACAAUGCGAGUGAAAAACCGUGAUAGUAGUGUUAUGAUUUUAGUUUGUAAAUUUCAUUCAAUCCAGGAUGGAUUUUCACAAUCUCUACGUCAAUAAUUUUGACGUUCGCUUCUCUUUAACACAUGUUUUGAUAAUUUGUACAUUUUUCAGAUCGUCCCGCAAUGCCAUUUUGUUUUGUUAAUGGGCGCUGCCAUUUGGAUGAUGGUAAAUUUGUCACAAACCCCUAAAAGCGUGUGAUGAGUGACGUCAUCGGUGCCAUCACGUAAAGGUUGGCAUAUGUGAUCUUGAUUUACCAGACUACACUGGUCUUCAAAAAAAAAUUUUUUCACUCACCUCAAAAUUGUGGAUGUUCUUUGUGGAUCUGAUUCAAAAUCUGUCAGGAGAAUUGUUCGAUCACAUGCAGUGUUUGAGGGACGACGGUUUAAAAUGAAAAUAAAAAAGUCAUUUAAAUGUAAUUAUUUAGACUCCAUUGUUUUAAAUAUAAUUAUUACUUACAAAAAGUAGCCACUUCAUAGUUCUACCCUCUUAUCAGUGGAGGCGUUUCACGGUGGAAUCAUGUCUGCUAACAAAGAGUCACUCCACUGUCCACUAUAACAUCUCAUCACCGGAGCGAACCUCUCCGUGUCUUCAGCAGGUAUGGCUCCAACGUUCUCCACGAAAAAAUCCUAAUAAGAAUGUAGGAAGUGAAUUUUUAAAGAUGUGUUGCACCCAACUUCUAGAUUUUAUAUGUCUACGUGUAUAUUUGUGUUUUGUACUUGUGUUUUCUAAUUAUGAACGAUUAUUUGUCUUAUAUAUACACUACCGGUCAAAAGUUUUAGAACACCUCAGUUAUUCCACUUUAUCGUUAAAAUGCAAUCAAUGACCUUAAAUGGUGAAAAGGAAACCAUUAAAGUUUAGGUUAGCAAAAAGUGGGAAAAAAAGAACAUUUCAGAAUAUUACAAAUGGGCCUUCUUCAGGGAACAACCAAUAGGUUACAUCCUGCAAGUUGUUCUGGAGAAAUUAAAGUAAAUGAAGCCUUCGAAGUUGAUGCAAACAAUUUGCGCUGGGGUCCCAACUUCUGUUGAUUACUUAAAAGCCCUCUGUGUGUCUUAAAGCAGAGCAAAGACUGUGUCACUACACCCUCUGAAGUCCUACUUGGACAAUAUUCCAGUGAUAAUGACAAGAAAAUGUCAAUUAACAAAUGUAGAAGUAGAAGUGUUGACCUUUCAUUUAGAGUAAUUGCAAAAAAAUAUCAAAGUGUCAGUGAGUCCAGUGGUGUCCUACACAAUCCAAAGGCAAAUGGAAACUGGAGGAAACUCUGAUAGGAUGAGAUCCGGCAGAGCUAAAGUCACAAGCCAAUCGGAAGACAAGUUUCUGAGGGUCACCAGCUUGCGUGAUCACAGGCGCCUCACAGGCACAACAGCAUCAAGCACAGCUUAACUGUGCAGAGUGACAAAGCUAAGUCUCUGUUUGUACUGUGAAGAGGAGACUUUAUGCUUCAGGUGUGACAGG
This is a messenger RNA of Polypterus senegalus (gray bichir), 4242 nucleotides long. Its product is annotated as low density lipoprotein receptor adapter protein 1. Bases 87 to 1025 code for a protein of 312 amino acids. The transcript is spliced from 9 exons. The record is from RefSeq and is a predicted model, not a curated record. Lineage: Eukaryota; Metazoa; Chordata; Cladistia; Polypteriformes; Polypteridae.